This is a messenger RNA of Sarcophilus harrisii (Tasmanian devil), 453 nucleotides long. RefSeq names its product ribosome quality control complex subunit 2-like. NCBI's taxonomy places the organism in Eukaryota, Metazoa, Chordata, Mammalia, Dasyuromorphia, Dasyuridae. The annotation marks the transcript as partial. The record is from RefSeq and is a predicted model, not a curated record. The transcript has a single exon.
GAGGAGGAGGAGGAGGACGAGGAGGAGGAGGAAGAAGAAGAAGAGGAGGAGGAAGAGGAGAAGGAGGCGGCGGCAGUGGCGACGGCUAACGAGGGAAAUCUCCCUAGCUGGCUCUGUGUGCGGAAGAGUUUGCCUCCGGAGCAGCCCGGCCUCCUGCAGGACUGGAGCAGCGGCAGGAGCGGGAGACACCAGGAAAGCGGUAACAUCCACCCCAAGAGUCGGAGUAGCGGCGGUGGCGGGGACAGUGGGAGCAGGAGCAGGAGCAGGAGCAGGAGCAGCCGCCGCCAGCAGCCGGGUCCGAGCAGUCCUAGCUCUCGGGUCGCCUCGGCUGAUAGCAGCAGCGGCAGCUGGAAGAGUGCAGUCCCCGCCAGGCUCGAGGGCUUCCCUCAACAGCGGCAGCGGCAGCUGGAGCCCCCGGAGCCCCGCAGCCGCCGCCGCCAACAGUCCAGGUAG